Rotaria socialis is the source of this 2265-nucleotide messenger RNA. NCBI's taxonomy places the organism in Eukaryota, Metazoa, Rotifera, Eurotatoria, Philodinida, Philodinidae. The record is from the annotation of a GenBank genome assembly.
AUGAGCCAUUCGGAAGUAGAUGUUUGCGCGUUGAUAUCAACCAAGGAGGAACAAGAUUCUUUUCAUCAACAUAUAAAUGCUCUAGAUGGAUGUGAUAACAAUAUUGCAUUUUUCUUUGAUCCAGACGAAUGCGUCGAAUAUAUAUUAUCAAUUCAUCAAGAAAAGGGUCUUCUGAUUCUUGGCAAGGGUCAAUGUCAUCUAGUGGAUAUUUUUUCUACUUUACCUUGUAUUUUCUACAUUUAUUUGACUGAAGCACAACAUUAUAACGAUGCAUCUCGUGUACGAUGCAUUAUUUCUAGCCCCCGAGAACUGCUGGAGAAGAACGAUCUAAAUUUUAGCAUUUCACCGAGCAUAGAAUCUAGACUACAUGGAUUAACAACAACAGAUGUUCGUGACGACGGAGUAGCAUUCUGCUACACACACACAAUGCUACUUGUACUGCUUCACACACAGAAGCCAGCUAAUAACGUUCAUGAAGACAUGCUCAAAGAAUGUCGCGCUACUUAUGAUGGCAACGCAAAAGAACUUGAAAAAAUCGACGAAUUUGUAAAGACAUAUGAAUCGAUGAAAGCGAUCUCUUGGUAUACAAAAGACUCAUUUCUCUAUCGACAGCUUAAUGCUGCAUUCCGUAGAGCAAACAUACUCACCAUCUGGAAGUUCAGAUUUAUCAUUCAAGAUAUAUAUCGCCAGCUUGAGAUAUUGCAUACAGAACAAUCCAAGAACGCUAAAGCUAUAUCUCACAAUAUUUAUCGACUCUAUCGAGGUCAACGUAUGACUUUAAAUGAAUUCAAGCAAAUAAAAGACGGUGUAGGUCACUUGAUGGCAAUAAACAGUUUUCUAUCCACAACAAAAUACCGCAAUCUAGCAGAAAUAUGGGCCGGCGAUGGUGAAGAUCGGCCAAAAUUGGAAUCAGUUAUAUUCGAAAUCAUUAUUGAUGAAUCUGAGUUUGGAGACAUAUCGGUAGUCUUCGCAGACAUUACUGCAGAGAGCAUCUUCGAAGAAGAAAGAGAAGUGUUACUAGCCAUGGGCGCAACAUUGCGUAUUGAAUCGGUGGAACCUGAAGGAAAUGCUUGGAAAAUCUGUUUUCGCGCAUGUCCAUUUGAAGAUAGAAUAUAUCGGGAAUUAAAAACUCGGUUCCCAAAAUGCAAUGAAUCAUUAAUAUUCAAUGAGAACAUGUCGCGACUAAUGAUUGGACAAGCACUUCUCAGUAUGGGUGAAAUCGAAAAAGCACAACAAAUUACUCAACAGAUGGAUCGAUUUCAAGAUCCGAUAGCUAAUUGUAUGGAUACAAUACUCAAAUCGAGCAUAGAACUCCAAAAACCAGAAUCAGACAGUACUGAAUCUAAUGAGCGGAUUAGACUAUGGGAAAAUUUAUCUAAAAUGAAAGAAUCUUUCAAAGCCGUCAAACCAUUGACGAGCUUUCAUGAUAAUUUCUAUCCAAAUAGAUUGCAGAUAGCAGAGAAAAUGAAGAAUCCAUGGCACAAUAAUAUACUACGCGGAAUCGCUUGGACAGCUGCGCAGGAAAACGAUAAUGACACAGCUAUUCAAUGCUUACAAGAGGCUCUCUUGCGUUCAUGUGACGAUGAUCUACGUGCGACAGUAUGCAUGCAACUGGCUCUUAUCUAUAUAAAGCAAGAGAACUGGCGAGCAGUUCUCGAAACUUAUGAAAAAAGUUUUAAUCUGCCAAAAGUGUCGGAAAAAUCACCCAUGCUUCUUUCGGCACAUGACAUUUCUGCAAGUCUAUAUCAGCAGUUUAAAGAUAAUUGCAAUGCGUUGGUACACUAUAAAAGAGCAGUAGAACUUCGUUGUCAGCACCAUUCAUCUCAUGAUCCGAAGGUCAGUGCAGACAAAAUGCGGAUUGCAUUAAUUUUCUUAGAAUUGAAAGAUAUGGAUGCUGCUUUCAAGAUUUUUGGAGAAGUUAUUGAACUUGAUCAUUCUAAAGAUACAAGAGUCGCUUAUGAACGUAUGGGUUUGAUCUACCUCUUGAGAGGAGAUUGUGAUAUGGCACAUUAUUGUUGUACACAAAGCCUCGAGAUGGCACAACGUGAGGUAUCUCCAGAUAUCGAUUUAAUUAUAAAAAAUCAUCUACAUUUUGCCAUGAUCGAAUAUAUGUGGAAACAUUUCGACGAAGCAGAUGCUCAUAUGAACGAAGCUAUAGCCAUGUCUACUAAUUGUCAAUGUACCCAGCGAACGAAAAAAGAAAUUCAAACUACACUUGAUGCAUUACACAGCCUUGAUACUCGCAGACACAUGACAACGAAUUAG